UUUCAGCGCAGCGAUGUCACGACUGGACAUUCUCGUCAACAAACGCGGGCGUCAUGUGUCCGAGAACGUUCACAGAAGACUCGCUGGACAUGGUAUUCGGGGUGAACUACGUCGGACCGUUUUACCUCACCAAGCUGCUGACCCCGCUGCUGAAACGGUCAAGCCCCAGCCGCGUGGUCAACGUAGCGUCUGGAGGUUACAGCUCAGGGAGACUGAAUUUAGAGGAUCUGAACGGAGACAGGAAGAAGGCGUCUAGCUACGACAUGUGGCAGACGUACUGCGACUCGAAGCUAGCCGUGCUGCUGUGGACCCGCGAGAUGGCCAAACGCAACGUGCCCAACAUACGCUGCUUCGCCGCACAUCCAGGUACGGUGCGCACUAACAUCAUGCGACACUGGACAGGUAUGUCCGGCCUCUUCCUCAACACCGUCUCGUCGUUGUUCUUCCGCUCGCCGGAAGGUGGCGCGCAAACGAUAAUCGACUGCGCAGUGCGGCACGACGUCGACCAGCACUCGGGCCGAUACUUCGAGGACUGCGAGAUGACGGAGGUGACGGACGCCGCCGCAGACGCGCAGUUCGCCAUGCGGCUGUGGGCGAAGACGGAGAGUCUCGUCAACUCACGGCUCGCCGGCACGAGGGGAGGGGCCGGCUCGUAACCACGGACGCCGGCAUGCUAGGGAGAAGGGUGUGCUGUAUGAUAGGGGGAAGGGUGGCAUCUCUACUAGCGCUACCCGUGUGGCACAGUCGCUCCCGCUACACGUCUCUCUGGGGAGCGGCUGCACGGGUAGAGCUUCAGCUAUACUGAGCGAGGCACAGGCUCUACUCUAGAAUACGUGUAGCCUGCAUGAUAAGGGAAGAGAAAUCUCUAUAUUUGGGGAGGGGCAGGUUGUAUAAUGGAGUAAUGAACAGACUCUAUACUAGGAAAAGAGCAGUCUCUAUAUUAGGAGAAGCGAAAGCUCUAUAGUAGGGAAAGAGCAGUCUCUAUGCUAAGCGAAACGAAAUCUAUACUAAAGCCCGAAGGCAUGGUCACACUCCAUGCUAGGGGAAGGAAAGACUCUAUACUAGGAGAAUAGUUCUAUACUGGAAGAAAGACAGCUUCUCGGUUCAACUGAGGGGAGGCACAGCGUCUGUACUAAGGAAAUAACAUACUCGAUCAGAGUAGGAUCAUUAACGUUACCACUAAGCAUAUCGUUUUACUGCCGAGCUGAAGUAAAACCCUUGCCUGGUGGUAACGGCAACCUGCCUAACUAAGUUAAUGCAUAGACCACAGCACCUGCUGCACGAGGUGCACUCAUACAAGCCUUAUACACAAGCUGCUAUAAUGGCUGCUGCCGCGUACCAAGGAGGAACCCAAAGUAGCUACGUCGCGUCCAUUCGAUUUGUUAAUGUACCACUGAUUACAUAUUUUAAUUCAUUGAAUUUUGCAAGAUCAACAGCCUUAACGCAAGAAUACAGCUUCAUAUCAGAGCAUGUAUGUUACUCACUCCUUCUUGCUAAUGCUGGAAUCACACAGUCACACAUCAGCCUAUCAUUGGCAUAAAUAGAUACAUAAAUAAAUAUCAUAUAUAUAUAUAUAUAUGUAGACGAGAUAGUAACAAGUUGUAUGUCGUGUAUCACAUUAGCGAUGCUAUGUUACUACAAAACCAGUUAUCACUGCUACAUGGCAAUGUUCGAGUUAGACCGACUUGUUUUGUUUGUUAAACUUUACAUAAUGUUAUUACCAUAAAUAAGCUGUAGGUAGUACACAAUUAUAUAGGCUGCAUAAUAGUGUCAGCAGCUAUAAAUAGAGGCAGACUUCACAUUAAUGUAACAUAGCAAUAGCUUUUAUGCAUUCACUUGCACAGCAAAUAUAGUUUGUUAUUAAUUAGAGUAUUUUUUAUAAAACUAUAUACUGAACAGAAA
Molecule: messenger RNA, 1902 nt
Organism: Priapulus caudatus
Lineage: Eukaryota; Metazoa; Priapulida; Priapulimorpha; Priapulimorphida; Priapulidae
Product: retinol dehydrogenase 14-like
Exons: 4
Coding region: 54-656 (200 amino acids)
Source: RefSeq, a predicted model, not a curated record